AUGGCCCCUGAGGAUACAUCGUCGACAGUAUCCGUUCGACCAGGACUGAAAAAGGUUACGCCAUAUUGGUUUCCAUACACCACAAUGGCGAAGGCUCGUUGGUAUGAUCGAGAGAUCUUAGAAGUUGUGUCUACCGAAUUCCGAGAUCGUUCUGUGGAAUACUAUAGAUUCGCACUUGACUCGGGCGUUACCACAAUCAACGGCAAGGUCGCAAAGCCAGAUACCGUUGUCCGCAAUGGCGACAGAAUAGAGAAUAUUGUCCACCGACACGAGCCCCCUGUGACCUCUACGCCAGUGAGAGUCCUCUAUGAAGACCUUGAACGAGAAUUCAUCGUAAUUGACAAGCCUGGAAGCAUCCCUGUCCACGCAACUGGCCGGUUCUUCUACCUCUCGCUCGUGGAGAUCCUACAACGCGAGUUCGGUUACAAAAAAGUUUACACCGUGAAUCGUCUCGAUCGGCUGACCUCUGGCUUGAUGGUCGUCGGCCUAUCCUCGCAGAGGGCACACACACUUUCCACCGAAUUUGUUGCCGGAACAGUGAGAAAAGAGUACAUCGCACGCUGUGCAGGAGAGUUUCCGGCCGAGGAGGUAACAGUCGAAGAACCUUUAUUGACUGUGGAUCGUCAAAUGGGUUUGAACAUUGUUCACCCCGAAGGAAAGUUCCUCCUGACAUAUCCACAGCCCGCCAAAACCAUAUUCAAACGCCUACAUUAUGAUGUCAACACAGAUACCAGCGUUUUACACUGUCGACCUCUCACUGGCCGCUCGCAUCAAAUUCGAGUCCAUCUACAAUAUCUAGGACACCCAAUCGCGAACGACCCCAUCUAUUCUGAGACCAAAAUCUGGGGGGCGAAACUCGGCAAAGGGGGCAUCGAUGUCAAACCGUCUACAGAACGCUCCGCGCCUGUCCCACCGCCUCAGUUCCAACCUUUACAAGAACCGGAACAUGUCUCGAAGCCAUCAGAACCCGUGUCUACUGUAGCAUCAACCAAAUUGCUACCACGUGAAACAGGACAAGACAUCGGAAUGGGCUCGCCUGUCCCACUAUCGGCAGAGGCUGUGGGCAUCAUCACGCGCCUGCGAAAUAUGAAGGACGAAGACGAAGACUGGUCGCGAUGGCGCGAUGUCGUAUUUAAAACAAAGAGCCGGCUGCAUCCCCAGGGAAUGAAAGUAAAACCCCUACCCCCACAAAACAGGCGAAAACGCGGUGGGCCUAGUUGGGUAGACGAAAACAGCGAUAAAGGCAGUCCGGCCCCAAGUGACACUGGAGUGUAUACUCCCGCGUCCGAUUCUGCCACGCCUGCGAACGACGGGAUGCUCUACUGCCCGGAGUGUUACUUACCUCUGCAUCCCGAUCCCAAGCCGGAGAGGCUAUACAUAUUCUUGCACGCGCUUAGGUACACGACCAGUCUGGGAACAUUCGAGACUGGUAUGCCAGAGUGGGCGGCGGAGGGCUGGGAAUGGGAUCGAUCGUAG
Heterobasidion irregulare TC 32-1 is the source of this 1476-nucleotide messenger RNA. RefSeq lists its product as uncharacterized. The transcript is spliced from 12 exons. Gene Ontology annotation, molecular function: pseudouridine synthase activity; RNA binding. Gene Ontology annotation, biological process: pseudouridine synthesis. Bases 1 to 1476 code for a protein of 491 amino acids. NCBI's taxonomy places the organism in Eukaryota, Fungi, Basidiomycota, Agaricomycetes, Russulales, Bondarzewiaceae. The record is from RefSeq and is a predicted model, not a curated record.